This is a messenger RNA of Pichia membranifaciens NRRL Y-2026, 1687 nucleotides long. RefSeq lists its product as hypothetical. Gene Ontology annotation, molecular function: proteasome-activating activity; ATP binding; ATP hydrolysis activity. Gene Ontology annotation, cellular component: cytosolic proteasome complex; proteasome regulatory particle, base subcomplex. The record is from RefSeq and is a predicted model, not a curated record. Lineage: Eukaryota; Fungi; Ascomycota; Pichiomycetes; Pichiales; Pichiaceae. The transcript has a single exon. Bases 119 to 1504 code for a protein of 461 amino acids. Gene Ontology annotation, biological process: positive regulation of RNA polymerase II transcription preinitiation complex assembly.
GCAUGCACGACAUGAAUGUGUCGACGCAUGGGGCUCCUUUCUCCUUGUGAACCAGGCCAAUUCCCGCAUACAGAGCAAACAGCAACCUGCAGAGAAUAAUUGCCACUGCACAGACACCAUGAGUGAAGAAAACGACCCUCUUUUAGCGGCCCUCAACGAAGACGAUAACAAUCAGAACCAAGAUCAAAACCCAAACUCCAACGGAAGUGGGAAUGGAGAGGAAGACAGUAAUGAAGGACAGCAGACACAGACACAGAGCCAGGCAGUAAGAGACGCUGAUGGGGAUGUGGAAAUAACAAACGCAGAGCCCGAGCAGAGGGAAGUGAUAGAUCCAGCAGAGAGAGAGCGUGAGGAGGCCUUGACUGCGUUGAAGAACAAGCUCAUCGAGCAUUUACACUACGAAACAAAGCUCAAGGAGAUGCGCAAGAGCCUUAUUGACUUGGACCGUGAGUUUGACAAAACAGAAGACGACAUAAAGGCUUUGCAGUCCAUUGGUCAAAUAAUCGGCGAAGUCUUAAAACAGUUGGACAACGAACGUUACAUCGUGAAGGCGUCAUCAGGCCCUAGAUACAUCGUCGGAUGCCGUCUGACCCUCAAUAGGGAGAAGUUGGUAAAGGGUGUCAGAGUUGCAUUGGAUAUGACAACAUUGACCAUCAUGCGUAUAUUACCACGUGAGGUUGAUCCUUCCGUUUACAACAUGACAACUUUCGAGCCCGGUGAGAUCUCCUUCACCGGGAUCGGUGGUUUGACUGAGCAGGUCAGAGAGUUGAGAGAAGUCAUUGAAUUGCCUUUAAAGAAUCCUGAACUAUUCCAAAGAGUCGGAAUCAAACAGCCAAAAGGUGUUUUGCUCUAUGGACCUCCUGGUACAGGUAAAACCUUGUUGGCCAAGGCAGCGGCUGCAACAAUCGGUGCCAACUUCAUAUUUUCUCCAGCGUCCGCCAUUGUGGAUAAGUAUAUCGGUGAGUCAGCAAGGUUGGUGAGAGAAAUGUUCAGUUACGCCAGGGAGCACGAGCCGUGUAUCAUCUUCAUGGAUGAAGUCGACGCUAUUGGUGGUCGUCGGUUCUCAGAGGGUACAUCCGCAGAUCGUGAAAUCCAAAGAACCUUGAUGGAGUUGUUGAAUCAAAUGGAUGGGUUUGAUUCUUUGGGGCAAACAAAAGUCAUCAUGGCCACCAACAGACCGGACACCUUAGAUCCUGCACUAUUGAGACCUGGUAGAUUGGAUAGAAAAAUUGAAAUCCCAUUACCGAACGAGAGCGGACGCUUGGAGAUCUUCAAGAUCCACAUUUCAAGUGUCCAAAAGCAGGGAGAGAUUGACUUUGAGCCAUUGGUCAAGAUGAGUGAUGGUUUUAACGGUGCCGAUAUUAGAAACGUCAUUACCGAAGCUGGGUUUUUCGCCAUCAGAGAGGAUAGGGAUUAUAUCAUUCAAAGCGAUCUAUUGAAGGCAGUGAGAAAGAUGGUUGAUAACAAGAAACUUGAAGGUAAGCUGGACUACGAAAAACUUUGAUAGGAAGAGUAAUACUUUUAUUAAUUGUAGUAAUAAUGGCUUCUUGCUUGUAACGCGAUGACCGACCCCAUGGUGAAGUUCUACGUAUAUACUUAACAUGUAAACAACGCUUAAGCUCAAAACGAUCUAUUACACUUUGGAUGGGUAUGUGUGUACAUACAGAGAUAUAGACAUUCGUAUAAA